UGGUGGAGACGGUGUUCUCUGUUGCUUCCAAGAAGAGCUCCAGCUCUCUAAUUCUUUGGAGCGUAGCUACACGUUCCUCCAGUUGCUGGAUUUGUGUGGCUGUAGGUUGCUAGGUUGUUAUAUCUGCAUUCUUUGGUGUGAUGUCGCAGAUGGAAGUUCCAUCCAUUGUUCAGAAUACCUCUGCUGCUGCUCCCCCCCCCCGCUACUUACUUGGUGAGUGAGGUGGUUCAGUUGCCUGGCUGCUGCUAAUAUUGGAGAAAUAUGUGGUGAAAGGAAAAAAAGAGGUUGUAAAGAUGGCAACUGAUAAACCCAAAGGCAGUGUUGAAGAGUUUAAAGUAAAGAUGGCAACUGAUGAACCUGAAGGUGGCAUUGAAGAGUAUAAAAUAAAGAAGGAAAUUGAUGAACCUGAAGGCGGCGUUGAAGAACAUAAAGCAAAGAUGGCAACUGAUGAACCUGAAGGCGGCGUUGAAGAACAUAAAGUAAAGACGGCAACUGAUGAACCUGAAGGCGGUGUGGAAGAGGAUAAAGUAAAGAAGGCAACUGAUGAACCUGAAGGCGGCAUGGAAGAGGAUAAAGUAAAGAAGGCAACUGAUGAACCUGAAGGUGGCAUGGAAGAGGAUAAAGUAAAGAAGGAAACUGAUGAACCUGAAGGUGGCAUGGAAGAGGAUAAAGUAAAGAAGGAAACUGAUGAACCUGAAGGUGGCAUGGAAGAGGAUAAAGUAAAGAAGGCAACUGAUGAACCUGAAGGCGGCAUGGAAGAGGAUAAAGUAAAGAAGGCAACUGAUGAACCUGAAGGUGGCAUGGAAGAGGAUAAAGUAAAGAAGGAAACUGAUGAACCUGAAGGUGGCAUGGAAGAGGAUAAAGUAAAGAAGGCAACUGAUGAACCUGAAGGUGGCAUUGAAGAGGAUAAAGUAAAGAAGGCAACUGAUGAACCUGAAGGCGGCAUGGAAGAGGAUAAAGUAAAGAAGGCAACUGAUGAACCUGAAGGUGGCAUGGAAGAGGAUAAAGUAAAGAAGGCAACUGAUGAACCUGAAGGCGGCAUGGAAGAGGAUAAAGUAAAGAAGGCAACCGAUGAACCUGAAGGUGGCAUGGAAGAGGAUAAAGUAAAGAAGGCAACCGAUGAACCUGAAGGUGGCAUGGAAGAGGAUAAAGUAAAGAAGGCAACCGAUGAACCUGAAGGUGGCAUGGAAGAGGAUAAAGUAAAGAAGGCAACUGAUGAAUCUGAAGGUGGCAUGGAAGAGGAUAAAGUAAAGAAGGCAACUGAUGAACCUGAAGGUGGCAUGGAAGAGGAUAAAGUAAAGAAGGCAACUGAUGAACCUGAAGGCGGCAUGGAAGAGGAUAAAGUAAAGAAGGCAACCGAUGAACCUGAAGGUGGCAUGGAAGAGGAUAAAGUAAAGAAGGCAACUGAUGAACCUGAAGGCGGCAUUGAAGAGGAUAAAGUAAAGAAGGCAACUGAUGAACCUGAAGGCGGCAUUGAAGAGGAUAAAGUAAAGAAGGCAACUGAUGAACCUGAAGGCGGCGUUGAAGAGGAUAAAGUAAAGAAGGAAAUUGAUGAACCUGAAGGCGGCGCUGAAGAGUAUAAAGUAAAGAAAGCAACUGAUGAACCUGAAGGCGGCGUUGAAGAGGAUAAAGUAAAGAAGGCAACUGAUGAACCUGAAGGCGGCGUUGAAGAGUAUAAAGUAAAGAUGGAAACUGAUGAAUCUGAAGGCAGCGAUGAAGAGUACAUAAGGCCCAAGUGGGAUAGUAAAUUCCAGUACCUUUUAAGCUGUGCUGGAUUUGUUGUGGGUCUUGGAAAUGUGUGGCGUUUUCCAUACUUGUGCCAAACCUAUGGAGGAGGAGCAUUCCUGAUUCCAUACAUCAUUGCGUUUCUGUUGGAAGGCACCCCUAUAUUUUUUCUUGAAUUAGCUGUAGGGCAACGCAUGAGAAAAGGCAGCAUUGAAGUCUGGUGGCACAUCUCACCUUACCUGGGAGGACUGGGUUACACUUCUGUGAUAGUGUGCUUCCUAGUAGCUCUCUAUUACAAUAUGCUUUUGGCCUGGAUUUUGUGGUAUUUUAUAAACUCUUUCCGAAACCCAUUACCUUGGAGUUCCUGCCCAACAGAUACAAGCAAACCAGAACUUAUUGAAGAAUGUAACAAAAGCACACCUACCAAUUAUUUCUGGUAUAGGUACACUUUAAACAUAAGCACGGAUAUUACAAACAGUGGUCCGCUUCAGUGGUGGCUGGUUUUAUGUUUGGCAGCCUGCUGGUUACUUGUGUUCAUUUGUACAGUACGAGGAAUUGAAUCGACUGGAAAGGCAAUGUAUGUUACAACUACAUUUCCUUACCUAAUUCUAACAUUAUUCCUUCUUUAUGGAGUGACUCUCCCAGGAGCCUUUCACGGAUUAGUGUACUUCAUGACUCCUAAUCUCAAGAAGAUCAACAAUCCACGUGCCUGGCUUGAUGCAGCCACCCAGAUUUUUUCCUCUCUUUCUUUAGGAUGUGGGGGACUCAUAGCAUAUUCAAGCUACAACCCGUCAAAUAAUGACUGUGAAAUGGAUGCUGUCAUGAUAGCAGGAAUAAACUCUUUGACUUCUUUGUUUGCGUCAAUCCCAGUUUUUUCAAUUCUGGGGUUCAAAGCAACAGUGGCCUAUGAAGAAUGCUUGGAAAGAAAUGUUAAAUACAUCACCAAGGCAUUCAGGAACGAAAGCAUCACUGUAGACAGCGGCGCAUUUUGGCUCAGUUACUUGAACGGAACGAAUAUCAAUAAACUUACAUCUCUCAACCUGGCAAAUUGUGAUCUCCAAUAUUUCCUUGAUCAGAGUGUUUCUGGAACCGGCUUGGCCUUUAUUGUGUUCACUGAAAUCAUGCUUAAGAUGCCUGGAUCGAACACUUGGGCGAUUAUGUAUUUUCUUAUGCUGUUCAGUCUUGGUAUAUCUUCCAUUUUUGGACUCGUUCAAAGUAUCUUGACGCCUUUCACAGAAUCUCGCACUGUGUCUAGAUACAUAUACAAGGAGGCUAUAUGUGGUUUAAUAUGCCUUUCUGCUUUUCUGCUGGGCCUGCUUUUUGCUCUGAGAUCAGGAAACUACUGGCUUGAGAUGUUUGACGCCUAUGCCGGGACCUUGCCUUUGCUCAUCAUCACUUUCUUUGAAUUGAUCGGUAUUGUGUUUAUUUAUGGAAUAAAAAGAUUCAGUGCAGAUGUGAAAGAUAUGAUAGGAAGACCACUAAAAGGCUAUUGGAAGGCAACAUGGCAAUUUUUCUCCCCAGUGAUAAUGUUCCUAAUUUUUUUGUCCUAUGUACUAGUUGAGCCACCAUCAAGCUACAAUACUUGGAACCCAAAUUAUGUAUAUUUUCCUGCAAAAGAGCCAAAAAAGUAUCCUCCCUGGGCUGUCGUCAUCUCUAUCAUGCUGGAAAGUGUACCAUGUUUGAUGAUCCCUUUCGGAGCCAUUUACCAACUUGGGAGAAUCGUACUGAAAAAGAAACAGCUACAAAUAAUACAUCCAGACACCAGCACUGGUAUCCUUGGUAUCACCAGUAGAACUGGUAUCCCUGGUAUCACCAGUAGCACCGGUAUCCCUGGUAUCACCAGUAGCACCGGUAUCCCUGGUAUCACCAGUAGCACCGGUAUCCUUGGUAUCACCAGUAGCACCGGUAGCACUGGUAUCACCGGUAGCACCGGUAUCCCUGGUAUCACCAGUAGCACCGGUAUCCCUGGUAUCACCAGUAGCACCGGUAUCCCUGGUAUCACCAGUAGCACUGGUAUCCCUGGUAUCACCAGUAGCACCGGUAUCCCUGGUAUCACCAGUAGCACCGGUAUCCCUGGUAUCACUAGUAGCACCUGAUCUUAACUUUUGUUUCAGCAAUCUGGUCACCCUUGUUUUCCCCAUCCUAUCCUGACCAUUAAAAACCCCCCACACAAGUAUCCUCAAAUUUAAGGUAUUCAAUCAGUAAGAAUGUAAGGAUUUCUAUGUAAAACCGUUUUUUCAAUAAAUGCAUCUUUAUAUAUAGCACUCAAGACUGUUCAUAGUACGUAACACAUAAUUAUCUUGUAAGUCUUACCACGCCAACCGUAUAGGCAGGUCCACAUUCUUAUCCCUAUAUUGCAGGUGUGGGGGCUGAAUCUGAAAGAAGUGCUUUGCCUAAGGCCAUUCGGUGCAUGAGAUUUAGAAAGGGGAAAACUGCUAGGGCCUGAUUACAAAAUUAUGUCAUUAUAAGUGGACAGAACAUGGUACAGUGGUACCUCUGGUUAUAGACGCUUCAGGUUACAGACUCCGCUAACCCAGAAAUAGUACCUCGGUUUAAGAACUUUGCUUCAGG
This is a messenger RNA of Podarcis muralis (Common wall lizard), 4296 nucleotides long. RefSeq lists its product as uncharacterized. Lineage: Eukaryota; Metazoa; Chordata; Lepidosauria; Squamata; Lacertidae. The record is from RefSeq and is a predicted model, not a curated record. Gene Ontology annotation, cellular component: plasma membrane. Gene Ontology annotation, biological process: amino acid transport; sodium ion transmembrane transport; nitrogen compound transport.